CUUCAUUUAGCAGCAAUAUUAAAUUUCUAAAUAGAAAUUAUGGAGAUUUGCCCUCCCGACCCGUGAGCCACUAAGUUAAAGAAAGGCGUCCGGUGUCAAUUAUAGAAGCAAAGAAUAAAAUUCGACUGGAUCACGAUGAAUGCUGCAAUUGUUGUUGCUGCUGCAUACCACAACCCACUGCUUUCGUGAGUACAAAUUAUAUUACCGGCAUAACUCAUCGUAUGAUCUUGCCAUAUUAUUAUAUACAUUUAUUAAAUAAAAUGAAGAAAUACAGGUAUUUAAAAAAAAAAAAGAAUACUAUGAAAUUUAUUAUAGGAAUAUAUUCAACCGGAAAUACCGAAAUCCUUCCGACCAAUUCGAGUAAGUGUCAAUGAUGAAUCCUUUAACGAAUUCCUACAAAAACAAAAAGAUCAUAAUUUUUAUUUUGUAGUAUUAUUGGAAAUCGGAUGUGCCAAUGGAGGAAGGCACAACUUAUCGAUAUUCCUAUUGGGACGGACCUCGUCCACUUGUUGAACCGAUAAAACCCAAAGAUUGUCUAACUGUUGGUGAUGGUUGCAUAACCGACGAAACGACACAUAAACUGAGUUACUUGGGUAAUUGGUGCAUUAAAACGGAACCAUGCAUUACACCCUGCGAUAAGCAAUGGCUUGGCAGAGGUCCUAUGCAAGACGAAACUACUCAAAAACACGAUUAUACGUGGAAAUCGAUAAUACCACCUGAAGCUAUUAAAACAAGAAGCAGUUUGUAUCUUCCUUGUGCUUCUCUUUCUGAUGACACGACUUAUCGAUUAAGUUAUUUCCCUUCUGGUUGUCGUCUUCCUACGCAGUCUUAUGCGCCUAAACAAGAAUAUAACAAGCCAGAAGUACCGAUGGAUGGUUGCACGACAUAUAGAUUGAGCUAUUGGCCAAACGAACCACCAACGAAGGAAGAUCAACCUUGGCGAAAGAAGGAAGAAUAUCAUCGGCCAGUUGAUACUAUGGAAAAUUGUACAACAUAUAAACUGAGCUACUGGCCACAUUGUGAGAAACCUCGAACACCUUUUAUGGUACAGGAUUCAGAAAAUAUACUUAAUGCAGAUUGUUGCUUCAACGAUGACACAAUUUAUCAAUUGAGUUACUUCAAUUGUGGAGGCGAGAGAAGUGAUGCAGUAAAACCACAGGAGAACAUUUGUGUGUCGUCUUGUCCACUUUCUCAUGAUACAGUUCAUAAAUUGAGUUUCCUAGGGAAUUGGUGUGUUACACCCGAAAAAUCUAUAAUACCCUGUGAUAGACAAUUAUUAGGCAGAGGACCUAUGCAAGAUGAGACAACACAAAAACAUGAUUACACUUGGCGACAGUGUAUACCUCCGUCAGGAAUAAGACCAGAAGAUAAUCUUAUAUGUGCUCCACUUCCAUUGGAAUGUUGUACCACUCAUAGAUUGUCAUACAUACCAAACAAUUAUGCGUCAUUGUUACGAAAUAAUUCGUACACUUAUCAACGCUUAUACCAACGGCCAAGUUUGCCGAUGGAAUCAGAGACUACCAUGCGUUUGAGUUAUCAACCUGUUGAACCUGCGGUUCCAGUGUCUAAACCUUGGAGCAAAAUACCAUUGUAUCGUUCACCGAUUACUCCUUUAGAUGACAAUACAACGUAUAAUUUAAGCUACAUACCACCUGGAACUCUGGUGCCAUUGUCACCGUGUUGUGCACCUUGUUCUACGUCAAAUAAUUGUACCGUACCAUCAUGUCAACCGUGUCAACCGUGUCAAGUUUGUCCUGCGUCUUAGAUGAAUGUAUCUUUAUCUUUUCUCGUGAAAUCGAUAGAAGAAGAUAAAAUGUCAACUUGUAUAACUGUCAGAGUAAUAAAGAAAAUAAAAACUUA
Vespula pensylvanica (western yellowjacket) is the source of this 1860-nucleotide messenger RNA. RefSeq names its product stabilizer of axonemal microtubules 1. Lineage: Eukaryota; Metazoa; Arthropoda; Insecta; Hymenoptera; Vespidae. Gene Ontology annotation, molecular function: microtubule binding. The transcript is spliced from 11 exons. Bases 455 to 1765 code for a protein of 436 amino acids. Gene Ontology annotation, cellular component: cytoskeleton; sperm flagellum; axonemal microtubule. Gene Ontology annotation, biological process: microtubule anchoring. The record is from RefSeq and is a predicted model, not a curated record.